UCCGUUUCCGCCCAUAACUGUCUCCAGAGAAGGCGGGAAAAGCUGAAUGGGAAAGCAGAGAAGAAGUGGGAAAGGAAGCCUGCCACCCUUUUGUUGGACUACAACUCCCAUCAUCCCUAUCAUGGCCGGGGCCACCGGCCUUUUCUAUGGAGAAAAAGAUGACAAAGACAGCCUUCCCUGCGCUGCACCCACACCGCUUCCUCCCCCGCCUUCCCAGGUUGUGACCCCUGACCCAGAAGUGGUGUUGACUCCGGAAAGGGUCGAGAACGUCACAAGAGUCAGCAGUGGGAUCCUCCGCCUGCAUCGCCCAGAAAGACCCCCGCGGAGACAAGUGCACUUCAGUCUGGAAUCUGUUCCCGUUGGACUGCAGCCUCCCAAAAAAGCAGAAGGGAAGGAGGCUCCGGUUCCUCCCGAAACGCGCCCCAAAAUCCCUGUCCAGACGGAGACGGAACCAGAGGCCAUGCCACAGCUCGGCUUUGGCCUCCUGGCCGCACCAGUUCCCCACAGCAGCCUGGCAUUGGGAGCCGAGGUGCAGGCCGCACGGACAGAGGGCUUUGACGCCCAGCAGGCAGCAGAGGAACUGGUGCAGCGUUCCUUCGGCGUCCGGUGUGCCUUGGAAGCCAAGGCGGGAGAAGGUGUGAACAUCCCUCGGGAGCAGCGUCUCUACCAGGGCCUGGUCAGCCUCGAGGUGCCCGCGGAGGAGCUGCUCAACACGGCCAUCCAGGAGAAAAUGGCCCUUGUCCGGCACCGUCCCGAAGGCAAGCAGGAGCGGCCCUGCGCCGGACCCGACCUGCUGGCCUUCUUCAACCCCGGGGAGCUCUUCACGGAGACCCCCUUCCUGGAGGUGGAGGGGCUCCCCGCUUUGAGGCUCCAGCCCCGGACAAGGGACCCAAGCACCACCUUCGCCAUGGACCGCAAGCUGCGCCAGUGGGACACCUGAGAGGAGGAAGAGCAGGACCACCACCACCAGCAAUGCUUCCGGACCCCUCCCCUUGCCGCAAGAACGGGACGAUGUUUUAAGAGACGCUGGGCUAUUUAUUCACAAGGGAAUGGGCUUCCCUCUCCCUUUUGGAGACCCUUUUUUACACAUAAAGAUGAAUCG
Anolis sagrei ordinatus is the source of this 1102-nucleotide messenger RNA. NCBI's taxonomy places the organism in Eukaryota, Metazoa, Chordata, Lepidosauria, Squamata, Anolidae. The record is from RefSeq and is a predicted model, not a curated record.